Messenger RNA from Arabidopsis thaliana (thale cress), 1156 nucleotides. RefSeq names its product S-adenosyl-L-methionine-dependent methyltransferases superfamily protein. NCBI's taxonomy places the organism in Eukaryota, Viridiplantae, Streptophyta, Magnoliopsida, Brassicales, Brassicaceae. The record is from RefSeq and is marked reviewed. Bases 19 to 639 code for a protein of 206 amino acids. The transcript has 6 exons.
GGUCAGAGGGUCUCAGAGAUGGGAACACAUUAUAUAAACCGUUGGAGGAACACAGCCUCUCGCUUAGCUAACAACAACUCAACGAGUGACAUGGACAUCGCCCUCUUCUCACCGGCGUCGCUCUUUGCUGCAGACGGUGACUCCUCUGAUGGAGAGACGACGGAGACGAGCCAGAACUUCGUUGAGAGAAAUCAUCAGUUUCCUGGAAUUGAACUGCAAAUUCGGGAAUUUGGUUUCCACCAGCUGAAUGCAAACUUGCUGUGGCCAGGUACAUUUGCCUUUGCUGAUUGGUUACUGCAGCAUCGAUAUUUGAUCGAAAGGCGGCGCUGUCUCGAGAUAGGAAGUGGCACAGGGGCACUAGCUAUAUUUCUUAAGAAAGAGUUUAAUCUCGACAUAACUACUUCAGAUUACAAUGAUCAAGAGAUUGAAGACAAUAUUGUUCAUAACUGUAUUGCAAACAAGAUUAUCCCUUCUCUGCCUCAUAUCAAGCAUACAUGGGGUGAUGAAUUUCCAAUUUCGGAACCAGAUUGGGAUUUGAUCAUAGCCAGUGAUAUCCUUCUAUGUAAAUACCCAUUUCCCAUUCGAUUUAUCGGAAAACUAUACAUAUACAUUUUUACAUUCGGUUUUUCGCAGAUGUGAAACAGUACCCAAACUUGAUUAAGUCUCUGACUUUUCUUCUCAAAAAAUACAAACCAACCAAUGUCGUUAGUCCAGCAGAAGGAGCAGACACAGAACUGCCUCGUCCUGUGUUCUUAAUGAGCUGGAGACGAAGAAUUGGGAAAGACGAUGAGUCUCUAUUCUUUACGGGCUGCGAAGAAGCUGGCCUGGAGGUGAAGCAUCUCGGAAACCGAGUUUAUUGUAUCAAGCUUAGAGAAAGCAACCUCUGAAGAAUAGGCUGACAAACUCAUGAAUCAUCCACAUGCUCGCCUCUGAAACUAAAGGUUCUGUUUGUUUCUCUCGCUGCUUAUUUGGAUUUGCUUUUUCUGUCAAAAUUAAUGUGAAAUGAGAUAGUGUCGAUUCUUAACUAAUGUUUCCCUUAAUCAAUUGAAUUUGAUGGGUGGACGGAAAAAAAAACUGUAUUUCAUUUGUAGUAUAAUAUGUGGGGAAAUUAGUGAAGAAAAGAACAUAGAAUCAAUAUUGGCAUUUUCUUUCAAAA